Messenger RNA from Amyelois transitella, 2506 nucleotides. RefSeq names its product cytoplasmic polyadenylation element-binding protein 1 (gene orb). The transcript has 13 exons. The record is from RefSeq and is a predicted model, not a curated record. Bases 1 to 1503 code for a protein of 500 amino acids. NCBI's taxonomy places the organism in Eukaryota, Metazoa, Arthropoda, Insecta, Lepidoptera, Pyralidae. Gene Ontology annotation, molecular function: ribosome binding; mRNA 3'-UTR binding; translation factor activity, RNA binding. Gene Ontology annotation, biological process: negative regulation of cytoplasmic translation. Gene Ontology annotation, cellular component: neuron projection; cytoplasm; nucleus.
AUGCCGCUCUUGCAUCAGGACAACAGCCGCAGAGGCGGUGGCUCCAACGAGAACCGCCGCUCGUUGGCAGACUUCCUCGGUUUCGACGCGCAGAGCAUCGGCGAGCCCGCAGCUGCUCCUGCUAACCACCGUACUAAUGACGUGGUAUCUCUGGGCGGUGACGACUGGCGAUGGGAGGAGCCCCGUAGCCCGGAAGUGGCGCACACGCCGCGCUCUCUGGUCCCGCCAAACUGCUUCCCGCCCAGGCAUCCCAGGGCUUUCGCUAGCUUCAGUGAGAGCGCCCGCCCCGGCGCCGGGUGGUCGGAGGACUCCGGAGGGCAGGGCAUCACGGAUCUCGUCGCCUCUUUAAAGGCCCUGGCGAUGCCGCCGGCUACGAAUGCGCGUGCGCUGCAGACCUCCAUACAGGUGCGGCUCAGCUACGAGGGUCUUGAGAAACUGGUGGAGCCGCCAUGGCCGCCUGAACAGGCCAGCUCUACCAGAGAAGAGCGGGCGCUCACUCGCAGAGCCUCCUUUUGUGGUGCAACCCCUGUCUGCGUGGGCAGCGCAGUCGAGGGGUCUCCGGCGAGGUGGACGGGCGUACUACCCGCUCGUUGUACAGAUCCUAGUGCUGGGUUCUCGGCGAAGGUGUUCCUCGGGGGGCUCCCGUGGGACAUCACGGAGCAGGCGCUCAUGCUGGCUCUUAAACAGUUCCAGCCAGUGCGUGUGGAAUGGCCCGGGCAAGCGGACGGCGCGGCGGCGCGCGGCUUCGCGUACGUGACGCUGGACAGCGAGCGCCGCGUGCGCGCGCUGCUGGCGGCCGCGCGCCGCGACGGACACAACUGGUACUACCGGGUCGUGUCGCGCAAGAUGCGGGCCAAGGAGGCAGAAGUGAUCCCCUGGGCGGUGUCGGACUCCAACUGGGUGAGCGGGGGCUCGGCCCGCCUGGAGCCGCGCCGCACGGUGUUCGUGGGAGCCCUGCACGGCAUGCUGAGCGCGUCGGCGCUUGCGCACAUCAUGAAUGAACUGUUCGGAGGCGUUGUUUAUGCUGGUAUCGACACAGACAAGAAUAAGUACCCGAUAGGCUCCGGCCGCGUCACGUUCAACAACGUGCGCUCGUACGUGCGCGCUAUUUCCGCGGGAUACGUGGAAAUUGUUACCGACAAGUUCUCUAAAAAGAUACAAGUAGACCCAUAUUUGGAGGACUCGAUGUGUUCGGAAUGCAACCUGCAGCAGGGUCCAUACUUCUGCCGUGAACCAAUGUGCUUCAGAUACUUCUGCCGCUCGUGUUGGAUGUGGCAACACUCUGUGGAGCCCCACAAGCCCCUGAUGCGGAAUUCGAAGGGCCCUCCAGUGUUCCCCGCCGCCAACCACCAGGCCAGGCCCGACCAGAACUUGUUCAACGGCGGAUUUGGUACAAGCGAGGGUACCCCCUCGCCCGCCACGAGCGGAACCAGCGGGACCUCGGAGUUCGACGCCGGCGCCGCCUGCGAGGAGCCCGCCGAGGCCGGGUGGCCGCUUAACUAAAGUCUGCCCGUCAGCCCCCUUACUCACCUACAUCGAAACUCAUUCUUUCUCUAAAUUGGAAAUAAAAAUAGAUCGGAUAACGAAGGGUAUAUUAAUAGGUCUCAUCAUUUUAAAUCUUGGGAUAAGAAACGGAAGGGAAGUGUUUCGAGGUUCGCGAGUGAGUCCCCAGACCGACCGCCGGACGGCACCGGGCGAGCCACGCACGUGGCGUGUUGUCGAGCUGCUAUUAAGUUGGGCGCUCCGCCAGCAUUUGCUUUUUUUUAGAUUAAGAUUGAUUUGUAGGCUGGUUUUUAUAACUUACUGAGCUGUUAAAUUUGAUCUGUAAUCCCAGAGACAAAGUGCGGGGCAUAUUCUAGAAAUCGUUAGGUUAAAAUUUGAUGCCCUGAUCACAACUUUUGAAAUUUUUAUUUCUAUCACAUAAUUCAAAGUUAAUACCGAAAUUUCACUAAAGAUAUAUGUAACGUUAUAAACACCAGUCAUGACCCACUACUUUGCCAUACUAAAUGUAAAAGUUAGCAGGUUCAGAGCGAGUGGACGAAAUAAUGUUGAUUUUAAUCAUUUUUUUAAUUGUUAUAGCUUUCCAAGGCAGAUUAAUUAUAAGACUGAGUAUCGACAAACUUGACGCUUUUUGUCUCAUCUAUUAACAAGUGAUAGGAUGCGUCAAGAAUAUUUUAAUAGUUUAUUCUUUAUACUUGUAACGACAAUUUUCUGAAAUACUUCUGCAUUGGAAAGCCUACUUUAGUAGCUUUUAUUUUUGUAUACAAUAAAGUAUAUUUUGUUUUGUAUACGCCUUCAGCGUAGAAUGUUCCUUAGAUCAAUUUUACACGUGCCUAAAUAGAUAUAGGCGAUUUUAACGCGGUUUUAAGGUGCCUCAUGUAUUUUAGCCCUGUAGCACAAAUCAUUUUAAAAUUUUAAAUGGGCGUUUAAAUGGUGUAAUCAAGAAUUUUAUAGAUUUUAGGCAAUACCAACUAAAAUAUUGUUGAUUUUACAAGUGCUUGUUUGA